Messenger RNA from Oryzias latipes (Japanese medaka), 12079 nucleotides. RefSeq names its product tau tubulin kinase 1a (gene ttbk1a). Gene Ontology annotation, molecular function: ATP binding; protein kinase activity. Gene Ontology annotation, biological process: protein phosphorylation. The record is from RefSeq and is a predicted model, not a curated record. NCBI's taxonomy places the organism in Eukaryota, Metazoa, Chordata, Actinopteri, Beloniformes, Adrianichthyidae.
UUUGAUGAACGGACGGUAGAGGCUUUAUUUUGAAAGAGCUGGCCGGAUGUUGUGCCUGUGCGCAGUGACGGUAGUCUGACGCAGGUGGAGGCAGAGCUGCAGUGCGGACAAACGGGCUGGAGCCGGACAUCCUCACGCCCACAGACCGCCCGUGACAGCCAACCCGGGUCAGCUUCCGCCGGGUCUGUGUUUCUACCUUCGGAGCGGGUUCGGUUGUCUAAUCCGGUCCGGUCGGAAAGGGCGAAGGGGGGCUCCUCAUAUCCUCCUGCCCUUCUGCAGAACUUGCCAACCGGGCCGCGGCAGCGGAGGAUUAUAAUGAGCGCCGCUGGACUCUGAACGGAACCGUUUCCCUCCGGUCUUUCAGCGGGUCUGCUCAGCUUGGGGCGGCUGGUUCUGACCCGCCGUGGAUCAAUCAAUGACAGCCUGAAAUAAAUGGUGGUGUGAUCUCAGUGGGAGUCUGAGGCCCCCACCUCACAGAGAAACGGUGGGUUUUCUGGACCAGAACGUUUUGUGCCGAAGUAAAAUCCCAGAUGAAGAUUCCCAAAAGGCGGAAAAGGAGCGGACGGUGCGCCAGAUAAAUGGCUCUUUUAAGCUGGGAGCUGCUCGUGUUCUGUCUGGCUGGCAGAUGCAGUGCCUAGUCCCCGGCCUCCAGGACAACGGCAACAUGAACGGGACGUCCGAGCAGGCCGACAUCCUGCCGCCAAACUGCAUGGUCAAAGACCGAUGGAAAGUGCUAAAGAAGAUUGGCGGCGGGGGGUUCGGUGAGAUCUAUGAGGCCUUGGACCUUCUGACGCGGGAGAACGUGGCGCUGAAGGUGGAGUCGGCCCAGCAGCCCAAGCAGGUGCUGAAGAUGGAAGUGGCGGUGUUGAAGAAGCUUCAGGGUAAAAACCAUGUCUGUAAGUUUAUUGGCUGCGGGAGGAACGACAAAUUCAACUACGUGGUCAUGCAGCUUCAGGGUCGGAACCUGGCCGAUCUGCGGAGAAGUCAGCCCAGAGGAACCUUCACUAUGAGCACCACCCUGCGACUCGGCAAGCAGAUCCUGGAGUCCAUUGAAGCCAUCCACUCAGUGGGGUUCCUGCAUCGAGACAUAAAACCGUCAAACUUUGCGAUGGGCCGGCUUCCCUCCACCUACAGGAAGUGCUACAUGCUGGACUUUGGUCUGGCGCGACAGUACACCAACACCAACGGAGAAGUCCGACCGCCAAGGACGGUGGCAGGUUUCAGAGGGACGGUCCGCUACGCUUCAGUAAACGCUCACAAAAACAAGGAAAUGGGUCGCCAUGACGACCUCUGGUCUCUGUUUUACAUGUUGGUGGAGUUCGCUGUGGGACAGCUGCCAUGGCGAAAGAUCAAAGACAAGGAGCAAGUAGGUCAGAUUAAGGAGCGUUUUGACCACAAGAUGCUGCUCAAACACAUGCCUUCAGAGUUCAGUAUCUUCCUGGACCACGUCUUAGCCCUGGACUACUACACCAAACCAGAUUAUCAGCUGCUGAUGUCUGUGUUCGAGAACAGCAUGAAAGAGCGAAUCAUCACUGAAAACGAGCCAUUUGAUUGGGAGAAAGGUGGAAGUGACGUCACGCUGUCAACCAGUGCCUCCACCCAGCCUCUGCAAAAUACUCGACCCACUGCAGCCAUGGUUGGUGCCAUUGUGACCCCGGUUCCUGGAGACCCUCAGAGAGAAAACACAGAUGACGUUCUUCAGGACGAACAUCUCAGUGAUCAGGAAAAUGCUCCCCCGCCACCAACCAGCCGACCCCCUGGGGAAACAUCUGCUCAGCAUGCCGGAGAACCGGGGGAGGCCUGGGAGGAUACAGACUUUAACCGCAACAGACUCAGGAUUAGCCUGAACAAGGGGGCUCAGGAAGAGGAAGCAGGUAAAGGGGUGUGUCCACCGUCCCCGGUACGAGGAGGAGUCCCAGAGUCACCAACGGGCCAGGGACGAUCUUUGCGAUACCGCAGAGCAAACAGCCCAGAAUCUGAGCGACUGUCUGCUGCUGAGGGCCGGGCCGAUGGCUACGGACAGAGGUCUAGGAUGGACAUGCUGGGAUCUCCAUCUCGUCAUGUAUACUCUUCACAACCAGCUCAGAUGUUGUCUGUUGACCCUGGUUGCCGUGGAGAUCGUCAGGCCAGCGGGCGCCAGGAGGUGUCGGUGGCUUCUGUUGACCAGGAGGCACACAGUAACGCUUUUAUCCGCUCUGUACCUCUGGCUGAGGAGGAAGACUUUGACAGCAAAGAGUGGGUGAUCAUCGACAAAGAGACAGAGCUGCGGGAUUUUCACCCUACCACGUCAGGAACCACAGAUGAAGAGCCUGAAGAGCUCCGCCCCCUGGAGGACCAGGAGGAGAGGAGGAGGCUCAGGGCUGGAGGCGCGGAGCUGGUGGUCCGUCCAAAGACGCACACCCGGGACAGUAGCCGAGGGUUGCUAACGCUAACAGAAGAGGAGGCGUCAAGAAGAAGCGGUGGGAGUCCUGCACAGUCGCCUUGUCACUCGCUGCCAUCAGGACGUCCUCGUCGGAGAGAGUCAGAGCCGAUCGGACCUCAGAGACCGUUGGACGACAGCCGGCAUCAACUACGACCCAAUCAGCUGAAGAGGCUGGCCUCCUACUUCUCCUCCUCCACCCUGGAAACAGAGCAGUAUCCCCACCCGGGCAGCAGCUUUAUACAGAGGAGCCGCUCGGCCGAGAGCAGCCCAGCCCACAUGAUCGGUGCCACCGGCUCGACCCGGCGCCGGCACGCCGGCACUCUGCCGAUGCCUGGCAGCCCCCGCAGCAGACACUCUGUCCUGAACACGCCGAGGGUGCAUCUGCAGCAGAUGCUUGCGAAACUGAUGAACAAGAACAAUAGCUGAGAGGACUGAGAGGCAGACUCAGUUUCAUGACACACGCCUGUCUGCAGCCAUGAAAACACACACACACACACACACACACACACACAUACAUACAGAAGCAGGGCUGGUCAGAACACCUUUGAAAUCUGGAGCACAAUUUGACCCCCUUUAGCUUGAUUUGGUGCCUCGUCAUAAACCGUAACCUGAUUUUAGAGUAGGUCAGUUACCAAGAAAGAAAAUAAAGGAAAUUUAGUUGGUUGAUCUUAUUUGUGGAUAAGUCCUCUACAUUUACUAAGCUUGAGCUUCAACAAACACCCUAAUAAUAAUAAUAAUAAUAAAAAAAUCUAAAAGGAUUCAAAGCAUCUUUGCUAUCUGUGGCCAGCUCUGCAUUCAUAAACAUAAUUAUGAAUGUACACAAAAAACACAACAAACACAGCACACUGACAGCCAGAUCACACAACAAGCCAUAUCAGUGGCUACACACGACACACAAUCAUAUUCACGUAGCUCACAAACUCUUCUUCAAGCUGAUGGCCAACCAGGCAGAAAAGAAGAAAAUCCCUGAAGACGGAAAUUUAUUUCUCAUGCAAUAAACUCUGCAAAGCUGAAGUUGCACACGCCACAGACCUGGAUCACUGGUGGAAAUAAUGUGAAUCACAAUACUUGCUUCUGUGAAGAGGAGCGUCUAACCUAGUGGGGCUGCUAACAGACUGUUAAGCUUUACAGUUUUUGUGCGAGUUUUUUUUUUCCUACCUUUUUGUUUUUGCUAAAAUGAAGGAGUGAUCGUCGAGGAAUGCAGGUCGUCCCAGCGAUCACCUUUUUUGCACCAAGACUUCUGUGUUCGAACACCUUGCCCACCGAGCAAUACGCCGCUAUCGCCAACUCCUCCUCCACACCACCGCACCCACGGAGAUCCACAUGUUUCCUGAUUGUUGCUCCAUUAAACAUUGUCAACAAAGUGUCUGAAGGUGUAAGAGCUGAUUUAUCAAAUGACAGCUGUAAAAAAAAACGUUGCGAGAAAAGUUGUCAGAAAGUAAAGUGCAAGUAAACUUAAGGGCCCUAAUAAUGAAAAAAAAAGUUAUUAAAAUACAAUGUAGCAAUAUUAUAUUAAAAACAUUAGCUAAAGAAAAGUUAAACUGGCUUUAAAAAUUCAUAUCUACAAAAGGGAUAACUAUUAACAUUUCAUCAUUUAUUUGCCAAUAUUUAUCAAAUAUAUUCAAACAUAAAAAGGUUAUUUUGACAAAAUGAAAGUAAUAAACUAAAUACCUUUAAAACACUUCUUUUUUUGAGCAAAGGUAGCGAAUAGUUUUUAUUUUGUUUUGUCUUUAUUUCAUUAAAAAUUGGCAAUGUUUUAAGUUAUUAUUAGUUGUGACAAAACUAAGUGUUGGGAUAUGAAUGUGUUCUUUGAAAAUACACAAAAACAUACAGCUUAUGAUGCACAAAGUUGUGUGUUGGUGUUGUUGCAUUUGUAGGAUGAACAAAUAAUUAACAUAUGGGUUGGAUAUGUAGGGAUCUUAAAAGAUUAUUUCUCUCAUCUGAGGUCUUUCAUACCAAAACAACAAUUAUUAUUUUUGAUUUUCUACUUCUUUUUAUAGUUGCUUAACAUCAAAGAUCUAUGCAUCAGAUCAACUUAAAAUCUGUGUUAGGCAUGCUAAAUUUAGCACAACAACAUGUCAGAUUUUUAGGUUUUUGGAUGCUUCUAUUUUAUAGCGAUUGCCACCACAAAGUCGUAAAAUGGGUUGACAUUUAGUCCAAUGCUGAGUGAUGUUCCUCGGGAACAGAACACUAAUAUUUAGGAGUUGGUGGUAAAGUGCAAAUCUCAGCAUGCAAAUUUGGGGAUGCUAAUGUUACAGUUUAACAUUUUUUGUGUUUAACAAUUCACCACACAAUAUGACAAACAAAGUCUGGUCACAAACAUCAGUUGAGCCAGACUCAGAUUGUAUUGGUCUUACCUGCAACCUGCUACAUCCAGUGCUGAGCAAAACAAACAUUGAAGUACUUGUGCUGACAUGUGAAUGUUAGCAUGCUAACUUUGUCAUGCUAAUGUUAACAUUUUGGCAUUUUAACAGCUUAGGAAUCAAAUCAGACAAAACAGAAAAUUCAUGUAUCAAACCAAUGAGAGCCUUUCAAUUGAAACCAUUUAAAAAUAAUAAUAAUUAUGUUAUUGGUCCUGUACUUUGCCUCCCCUCUAUUAUAUUAAAAAGUUGUACAUUUUGUAGGGAAGUUUACUAGAGAUUGAUUAUUUUGAGGCAAUAUGAGCGUAGUAAUUUUUCUACUUAUAGUUGUUUCCAAUUUACUUUGAUUUCUCAGUAUUGUACUACAGAUUGAAUUUACACAAUAUUUUUAAUCAAAUCGUCAUACAAAGGGGUUCCCAUUGUCUAUCUGGGAUGUUGGCAUGCUGACAAAACUUGUUUCUGAAUGCUCUCACUAUUCAAUACUUAGCGUAGUGUAUAGGGCUUUCACAAUUUGUUUGGUUGUCCGAAUCAACAUUUUUCAAAAUCCAGUGCCCUAGAAAUUUCCCAGAAGUCUCAGCAACAAAUUAAUAUGCAUUGAUUUGGGGGAACAUAGGCCACAAUGCAUUAAAUCUUAAUGAUUUUUCAUUGGAAAGUAAAGCAUUUAAAUUUCCUUUUUAUAAAUUGUCAAAGUUUUCAUCAUCAGAACACAGUGGAUUAAAAAAUAGUUUAGUAAAAUGUUGAUGUUUUCACGUCAAAUGGGUGAUGUCAUAUUUGACGAUUACGAAACAAAGUUGUGAGUUGUAAAAUCAAGAUUUUGUGAAGAAAACGGGCUUAUAGUUGAUCAGGACAGGCGUCUUCUUUGUCAAGUUCUGCCAUUAACACUGCUAUAGAAGGCUGGUUGGAGAUUUUUUAUCUAACCGGUAUCAACAUGCAGUUAGGUGUUUUGUUUGAGUUACUGUUACAUUCAGGUCUUCCAAAUGGUGCAACCUUUCCAUUAUUCAUCAGUUGGAAUACAAUGAAAAGGUUAUUUUCAUGUUGGUUUCAGUCGGAACAACUGUGAAGAGUUUUGAACUUUAGAUUGCUUAGCUCUAUCGUUUUAGCUCCAAACCAGCAAAGCAAAGGAUGGUUGUUUUUUUGUUGUGGUUUUAAAGUGUUUUCUUGUCCAGCCAGUUAAAUUUUUUUUUAAUGGAAUUUUUCUGAAUGGUAUUUUUGUACCAUUGUUAUUGAGCUUCCUUUUUCACAACGUUUUUUCCCUACACUUUACUGUUGCACUUUAUCACUGAGUUGGCCAGACUUGGAAAUCAGGCCGGGAAAUGCGUUGGAACAGGUCAAUUCAAAUGCAAAAUGUAAAUGCAAUAAUGUUGGAUAUUAGUGAAGGGAAAAAUAGACCUCUUAAGUAUGUAUCUUAUGAAAAUGCCUUUCUAUCAUUUUGAAUUAUUUUAGUUCCAGAACUAUCAGGAUCCACAUUCAGAAACCUGAAUUAUUCUUAAAUUCCAUGACAUUCUUUAACUCUGAGCAAAAUGCAGAACAGGGUUUUGGCAUUUACCUGAAAGACAAUACUAAAAACAGUCUCUUCCUCUGUUGAUAAAUAAUGACAGGCUAAACUUAAAUGACAGUCAGAAUAUGUUCUAGAGGCAUGUAAUUCAAACAUAGCUUGAGGGCUUUUCUAACCAGUUCAAAACAGGCUCAACCUUUUUAUUGAUUUUAGUUGUCAAAUAAAAAUGGUGGUAAAUGUGAAUCAUGUGAAACUGACAAUAAAUUCCCCAUAAAGAACAAUAGAUUCUUUGUACUUAGAUGUAGUUCUUUCUCUUAGGAGAUUCUUUUGCACAUUGUAUUCAUCCUUAAAGCUUGGGUUAUUGUAACACGCUUAUGACUGUUUUAAAGAAGAGAUUGCCCUGUUGCUUGUUUUUAUCUGCAACUUAAAGGUUCUAAGCGGUGGUGAAGCUUGAUAGAUAUUUGGUUUUAUAUGCUGUAUUCUGGUAAUGUGGGAUGCUGAAGUUGUCCACACUCAGGUUUCCACUAAUAAUGCCUUCAUCAUAGAGGUACACAAUCGAUACCAGAAGUUUUAUCAUUCUAAAGAAAACUGUUGUACCACCAACAUAAUGUAGAGACAUUGAUGGCAUGAUUUGAUUGGCUACCACAAUGCUUUAAAGCUGUAGUCUGUGUACAGCCAAUCCUGAAAGUUGUAUAGUACACUUUGCUUUUACUAUUAUCCAAUGGACUUCUAUGAGUGGUGCAACAGUUCAUAGCACAGCAUCAUAAUCAAAGUUAUAUGAAAAACAAUUCUUCCAGUGCUGUCAGUGAUGUGGUUGCACCAAAGUCUAGGGGAACAUUCUACGCACUGCUUAAUCAGACAGGAAAUGGCAAAGCUUUUCAUGACUUAGUUUAAGAUUGUUUUCACUUUGAGUAAAACAAACUGCAGACAUUUUCAAGCAGUUGCAACAGCUGCUCACUAGAAAAUAUUUCAAUUUUAUUUAUACAGCCCACUGUUACAACAACAGUUGUCUCAAUGGACUUCAUAGGGGUAGUUUCACCCAAAUUGCUCAAAAAGCACAAAGAAGAAACCUGGCUAGUUCUUUGAGCACUAUAUAUUCACAAAAGCCCUAUUACUUACAAGACAUUUACAACCUUCUUUACAACUUCUAAUUUCUUCUUUUUUUUUUUUAACCUCAAACAGUAUUUUUAUUCCAUCGCUCAUCUUGGAUGCACCAGGAGUGGACCAUCACUAAAAGCACUAACUGCAAGUGAACGGCACCCUUGUUUCUAAGCAGACAGCUGUUUGCUUCUUCAGUAUUUAUCAGAUUUUGGGGGGGAUUUCUCACCUGCUGGUUGUGUCAGGAAACACACUCUGCAGACUGAAUGAGCCAAUGAGAAUGCAACUCUUGACUUGAAUCUCAAAGGCAGUUUAAAUUGACAUUGAACUAAAAAGUUUGCUAUUGCAUCGUUGGAAGUGUCACUAGUUUUGCACCUCAUUGAUGAUGUUAAAUUUUUGUUCAAUUAUUAGCAAUUUUCUUGUUUCACAAUGGAAACUGUGGCAGUACCAUAGAUGGGAAAAAGGAUGUGGUCAUGUGAUUCUAAUGGGUCAGAUGACCACAUCACAUGGUUGGAACAGGUCAAUUCAAAACCAUUUUUGUGGCUCUGUGUUUGAUAUUUUGCCAGUCUGCGGUUUAAGGUUAUAGCUACUUGUUAAUUAAAAGGCCGCACCCCCAUGGUCAAUUUUAGAAUCAGUGGUGAGGUGUAUAAAAAGAUACCCCCGGUACAGUUAGUACAGUCUAGUAGUCAAAGGGAUGAAAAAGGUUUUGGUCAUGGGUCAGUUAGUAUUUAUAUUUCUUUCUGCUUUGUUUGCACGUUGCGGGGUGGUCAUUUUUUGGUUCAAUGUCAUCUCAUGUUUUAGUUUGCUAUUUUUUAAAUCCCUUUUCUUGAUAUUACUGAAUCUGCAGGACCUCGAGUGUUUUUGGAAAAGAAGUAUGAUGUUGCCCUUGAAGAUUAGAUUUAUGCACCCCCCUUAAUGCACCCCUUAGUAGACCCUUGAUUUAAUGCUUCUUUGGGGAAAGACUUUGACUUCUAUAUUGAAAGCUAGUCUCAAAGCUAAGUCAAGUCACCAGGUAACCGCUUAGUGGACUAUUACAUAUACAAGGGAUUCUCCAUCAACUUCAAUGAAAACUAUAUAAUUUCAAGUAGAAAUAAACAUACUUACAGCCUGGUUUUAAAUCUUUUGUAACUGCUGUUGAUGGGUGUAAUAUCCAUAUUGUACUGGCAGUGAUUUUUCCAUUUGGACCACAACACAUCUUUAAUUUAAAUAAGGUGUUGCCAUUUGACUGGACCAAUUGAAUAAUCGGCUAAAGCAUGGCCUCCCAGGGUGUGAUGCAACAGCUGUAAGGCUUGUUAUGUCUUUUUGCCCAUUUGUGAAAAUGUUGGUCUGAUAUAACCUACAUGGUAAUGGGUAGGGAAGCUUAAAAACAGGCUCAAAUAAUCCCAAUAGAAACCAGUGGAUCAUGUCAAUACCCAAUAUCCAUUUGUAUUUAGCUGUGGUUCCCUCUUUGCUAAUGAUUUAGUUAAAAAAACGAAACAUUUUAGGUUUCAGUUUAAGCCUCUGAUUAACCAGACUACGUAUGGAGUGAGCAGUAGAACAAAAGAUUGUUUUAAGUACCAAACAACUUCUCUCGUUUCUUGAAAGAAUAAAUUCAAUUUUUCCCCUCAGUUGUGUAGAAGCAAUCUCAAAGCGAAAACAGAGAAACUUCAGCUCACCCAGCAUCAACCACUGCAGUUUUACCCAUCUGCUUGGAGAAAAGGGUUAGCCAGAAGUUUUUGCAAAUCUUAACCAUCAGCUCAAUCUAUUUAUAUUAAGGACACUUUAGCUGCAUUUAAUGUACUGGUUUUUAUGACAAAUAUCCAUUAAAAAUGAAAAUCUUUUUUUUUUCUUUGUCAAAAAAUUGCCAACCUUUACCUGUCAUAAUUUACUUGUUUGCACCGGAAGCUUGUUUUGAAAGCGUUUAUUCACUGUGACACCGUAAGAAGCCACAAACUCGACUUUGGGAGCAGGUUGGAGUGGGCGGAUGAGUCAACACAAACCCUAAACCAGUAGUGUUUCCUACCAUGAAAGUUUGAUGCUUCAACUGUGUUUCUAUCAAUCAAAAUCCUCAUCUCCAAACCUUUGUUUGUGCCUGGUCCAAAUGUCACAGAAACAGAACAUUGUGAGCUUUAAGAAGGUUUGGAUAAGCUAUCAGCAUGGUCGUGGUAGUUCUGUUAAACAAUCAUCACUGGUGAUUUUAAGGGGUUUAGUUGUUGAGAUGCUGAUAAAACCUGAGGCCAUCCAGACAUGCCUGAAAGAUCUGCAUGUACUAUUUUUUUCUGUGCAUUGAGACUGAUGAUUUUUUUGGCGAUGGUGAGUGUAAAGAAGCUUUGUUUAGACAUGGCUGCUGCUAAUAAAGUAGCAGUCUUUGGUUUGCUGCUUUUUGCCUCAUUUAGGCAUCUGUACAAAAGUUCAAAUCUGAUUAAGAUUCACAUUUUGUGCAAUGAAAGCGCAUGUUGCUUUCCCAGUGUAUUAAAGGGCUACAUUACCUAAAUAUGCACUGCUUGCUGACUCAUUUGGCUGGUAUUUGAUACAUUCUCUUUCUGUUGAAGCUCAUUGGGGCUCCAUGCUAACAGAGAGGGUACCUGGGCUUGUUUUCAUGCUGCCUCACGCUGAGUUAAGAGUGCCCUGUUUAUUUUAUAUGCUGCGUAGAGGUAGAAUACCACCACUUAGGGAAUGUAUGUAGUGGACUUGCUGCUAACUUUAUUUUUACUGGUUAGCAAAGUGAUACUGUGUAAGAUUGUCACUGUUUUUGCUUUGCAUUUCCUCAAAGGUAGUUAAGAGUUUGGGUUGUUCCCAGUGGGCUGUGACAGCUGGUGAAUUGGCUAAAAUAAUCUAUUGGUCUUAUUUUAAAUUACUCAAACGGAAUGUUGCAUGGUAUCCUGGAGAAGUUUUGGCUGAAACUGUUGUAAGCAAACAUCUCUCAGAGUUUAUGCACCUGGACCAUCUCAUUUUUGUCAGUCACAGUUUAGUUGUCUCUCUUGGGAUUAUUUCUGCCAAAAACUUUGAGGGAAAUAAUUUCCAUGCAAAUUAUUGUAGGUGAUCAAAAGGUUCAAUCUUGAGAAAACCCACCGUGUCGGGAGACUUUUUGGAAUCUCCCUCAAGAAUGCUGUUCUGAUCGCUAACAGUCACAGCCCAGUAAGCUCCAAGCGACCCACAGCAGCGAUCUCAGUGAAGAAUGACAGCUGACUGUCACUUCUUUUUGCACGAGAUCUACUCUUUCUAUGUCCUACAUUCUACUUCUGACUGUAAAGGAUCACAUUAGCACCGGACUGUCAUUGCAAAGACACAGUGAACAUAAACUUUGACAAAGUUAAAUCUGAGAAUGUUUGUUUUUUGUAAAUAAUUACACUUGAAGAGGCAUUCACUGAUCAGAACAGUAGACAUUUGUUGACUUUAAGUCACAGGCAGUGGCUUUUACUGUUUCAAUCAGUAUUGUUUGAAACAUGUGUACAUUUUGUAGGAGAGAUUCAUGAUGGAUUACUUUAUAAAAUAUAGAAAUUUCAAUUGAUUGUGUAAUAAUUGCUAUGGCAGUGUCCUUGCAAUGCACUGUUACCUGUUAAGAAAAUAUGAAAAUUGUGUAUUUUUGUUCCAGAGCCGUUUUUCAGAUCAGUGUGAACCUGAAGUGCAAAGAUUUGCUGUUUUUUUUUGUAAUCAUUUUUUUUGUGUGCUAAGAAGCUUUGUCAGCCUAAAAAGUUAUCACACUGAAUACGUUUUGGACUAAACAAGAAAUUUGAUUAAAAUAAAAAUCAUGUUUUGUCUUGUAUUUAUCAGAUCAUCAAGAUGCUGUGAAAAAAAUAAAAUUGAAUAAAGCUACAAAUGAUUGUGAAAGGGCCAACUUGCCCAUUAGCUAAAAUAAAAAAAAUGAAUCUAAAUUUUUUUCAUAGUAAGAAAUGUUUUUUUUCUAACUUCUAUCAUAGAUUUUGGGAUAGAAACUCUUCCGAAAGGGAUUAAACACAGUAGAAUUUUAGGAAUAACCUAUAUAUAAAAGUGGCGUGUGCUUUCCCACACAGAUAUGUCAUAUUUGAUAUUUCAAAGGAAUAACAGGGUGAUAUUGUACAGAUACUACAUCUGUAAAGAAAGCUAAAGUAUCCUGUAUUUAGAGAUGAACAUCACAUCAAUGCCCCAUUCUUGGUAAUCACACAAAAUCACUCCUUGUUCCACCAAUUCACAAAGGACCAGUCAGAAAUUCAACCUCAAACCUCAAACUGGAUCACAAAGAAAAAAUAAUUUCAUAAAAAAAGAAAAAGAUUGGUUGGUCAUCACUUUUGCAAUAAAGCUUCUGUUGUUGAGUGUAAAAGAACUGUUUGUUAGACACAAAGACGAGUCUUUCAUUUGUACAAAUAACAAAAGCAUUUUUUCUACCACUAGACGGUUGUACAGUUCUGCUUGUAUAAUUUACAGGUAUAGCAUGUAUUUUAAACUUUUUGUAAAUCCAAACAACUGCUGUGUAAAUAUAUACAGAAUUGUAGAAAGUAAUUAAGUUUGCAGUUAAUCUCAAAUAGCAUGAUGAACAGCUGGGUUUAGUAGGUAUGUACAGGCUGUAUGUGAAAUCAUUAUGAAGGGAAACACUUGAAAAUCACCUGAUAUUAGACUGCGUCCUGUCUAAAGAUAAACUCUGCAAUGCAUUUUUUUGUGCCUUUUAUAUCAAUGUAUGUAAUCUAGACAAUCUUGAAAAGCUUGUGUACAACCAAAAUGUCAAUAAAAUGAUUCUAGGGGCAAAUG